AUGAGUUGCCGAAAGGAAGGUGGCAAAUGGUCGGCGCCCGCUGCUCCUCCCGCUUUCCAGUUCCGUGAAAUUGUCUCCUAUUCGGAGGCAGCGGAGGGGGGAAGGGAACCACACCUGAGCUCUCGGAGUAAGUUAGAGAGGGAAGCAAUGGCACCAGACUUUUCGGCUUUGCUGUGCCUGAUAUCCUUAAGGUCACGUCACGUUGCGCGCGCGGUAUCCCAGUGUGCAGCCUCUCUCCUCUCUCUCUCUCUUCUUCCUCUUUCUUUUUUAGGCAGAUUAGAACAAGGUUGUCCACGCUGCAGAAGCUGGAUCAACUCUUUCGAAUACACCGGCCAAGUACUCCGUAUAAUAGACGUAAGAUAA
This is a messenger RNA of Aspergillus niger, 363 nucleotides long. RefSeq lists its product as hypothetical. NCBI's taxonomy places the organism in Eukaryota, Fungi, Ascomycota, Eurotiomycetes, Eurotiales, Aspergillaceae. The coding region runs from base 1 to 363 and encodes 120 amino acids. The transcript has a single exon. The record is from RefSeq and is a predicted model, not a curated record.